Molecule: messenger RNA, 1788 nt
Organism: Parathielavia appendiculata
Lineage: Eukaryota; Fungi; Ascomycota; Sordariomycetes; Sordariales; Chaetomiaceae
Product: WSC-domain-containing protein
Exons: 3
Coding region: 1-1788 (595 amino acids)
Source: RefSeq, a predicted model, not a curated record
AUGGCCGCUCUCAGGACCAUGGCCGCCAUGGCGGCAGUGGCUCUGGUCGGACACGUCCGGGCCACCGAGAGGCCGCUACCUCCCUGCCUUGACCCAUUCCAGCCCUUCGUUUACUCGGGCUGCUUCCAGGACACGGGCAGCCCGCAAAUCCUGCCCUACCGCAGCUCCGCACCGUCUGACACCAUGACCGUUGAGAAGUGCACUGCCGAGUGCAAGGGCAACGGCUACCGUUAUGCCGGCCUUGUCUACUACGGCGUGUGCUACUGCGGCCAGACCGUCAACGGCCCUGCUGUUGCCGAGUCCGAGUGCAAGCUUCCUUGCAACGGCAACUCGACCCAGACCUGCGGCGGAGACAACAUCUUCUCCAUCUGGACCGAUCCAACCUUCGAGCCCAUCGAGGAUGUCACCAUCGAGGACUACGACCCCCUCGGCUGCUACACCGACAACUCCAGCCUGGGCCGCGCGCUUAGCUACCGUCAGGACCAGCUCGACGCCGCCACUCUCACCACCGAGAAGUGUCUGCAGGCCUGCCGCGACGGUGGCUUCCCCUUUGCCGGUACCGAGUUUGGCGGCGAAUGCUAUUGCGGUACUGUUCUUGCCAACGAUACGGUUGCCGCCCCUGCCGAAGAGUGCAACAAGCCCUGCAACGGCAACUCGGCCCAGACCUGCGGUGGCAGCGGCCGCCUGACCCUGUACGUGGCCGACGAGCUGCAAUCGCUGCAGCCGUGCGGCUACGAGCCGCCCGUCUCGAGCAGCACCACCCUGCCCCCGUCGUCGACCACGUCGUCCACCUCGACCUCGUCCUCCCUCUCCUCCACCACCUCGUCGGCGGCGACCUCGACCAUCACCUCGACCAGUACCACCUCCAUCAGCUCGACUACAACCACCAGCAGCUCCGCUUGCGUGAGCACCACCGUUGUGCCGCCCCAGUGCGAAUACAAGUGCGGCAAGUGGUGCUCGUCGCCGCUGCCCGACUGGGACGACGUCAAGACGUGCAAGAGCGCGUGGUCCACCUGCGCCCUCCAGGUGGCCUCGUGCUUCAAGCACGCCGGGUGGCCCGACGUGCUUGACUGCUUCGACUUUGGCGAGUGGUGCGCCGACAUCUCCAAGUACUGCGACAGCAAGCCGUGGGGCGGCUGCCAAAAGUCCGACUUCUGGGGCAAGAAGCCCCCCAAGGGCGGCCCCAAGCCCUCGACGACGCUCACCAUCACCACCACGUGCGCACCGGCGACCACCACCACCAAGCCCGUCACCACCACCAAGCCCCCCGUGACUACUACCAAGCCUCCUGUUACUACUACCACCAAGACCUCGUCGACCACCAAAUGCCCCAUCCCGACGCCAACCAACAUCUGCGUCCAGCCAUCGAACCCGCACUACGGCUACGGCCCGGGCAAGCCCGUCGGCGGCAUCGAGAUGCCCGUCGUGACGUGCAACGACCUGGCCGACGAUUGGCCGGGCUACCCGUUCAAGCAGUAUACCGACGUCGAGAGCCGCAAGUGCCGCAAGUACCAGCGCAACCAGUGCGGCAGCGCCUGCGCCGACGCCUGCAAGGAGCAGUACGAGGACUGCGUCGACGUCUAUGCCGAGGGUUGCAAGCGCAAGCCGAACCGCGCGCGCGAUAAUAGCUACUUUGAGUUUGCCAGCAGCGUCGAGAAGAGGACGUACCGGUGGACCGACUCGUGGGACUCGGCUGUGUAUAAGUGCAAGGCGCAGUACAGCGAUUGCUUGAAGGUGAAUAGGGGGAUUACGGGCGCGGGCAAGUGUCCCAGGUUUGGUGGGUGGUAA